Messenger RNA from Penicillium verhagenii, 813 nucleotides. RefSeq lists its product as uncharacterized. The transcript is spliced from 2 exons. The record is from RefSeq and is a predicted model, not a curated record. Lineage: Eukaryota; Fungi; Ascomycota; Eurotiomycetes; Eurotiales; Aspergillaceae. The coding region runs from base 1 to 813 and encodes 270 amino acids.
AUGGCGUACUCGGUCGUUUCAAAGGCUCAAGGGUGGAUUAUCCUCCUAUUCGGCUUCUUGAAUCUUCUCACGAUCGCUAGUGCUAGCUCCAGCUCUCAAUGCUACUAUCCCAACGGCAACGAAAGCACUGAUACCCCCUGCUACACAGACGGCCGAGUUACCCAUUGCUGUGGCGAGGAAUCCAUAUGCCUCACAAAUCAGCUGUGUCUUUCAGUAGCGCAGCCAUUUUCCUUAUCGCGCGGAAGCUGCACUGAUAAAAGCUGGGGCACGGAUUGCCCAUCAACAUGUCGGAGCGCACAAGAAGCCGCUGGGGCGGCUGUUGUGUGGUUAACGAACGGUACAGCGACCGGCGAAGAGCCACAAUACUGCUGUAAUUCGGCCGUGAUCUCGGCCAACGAUACGAUAGUAUGUAGUACGAUCGAUGGAGAUUCCCAGAACCCCUUCACGAUUUCGAAUGGUUCUGUUAUUGCCAACGCCGCAGCUCUUUCGGGGUUGGUGGAGGAGUCAAGUUCGUCCACCGUCGCCAAUACUACUGCUAGUGGGAACAACACAACGAUAACGAGCUCGCAAUCGUCUUGCAACACCUCCAGCAAAGACGUGGCUAUCGGGGCUGGGGUCGGUAUUCCCCUCGGUGUUAUUGCCCUUCUUCUUAUUGUAUGGGCGUUGUGGGAAAGACGUUUGAGGAAACAGACACCCGUUCCUGGUCAGGCCUUUCUGCUCUCUGAUAACAACUCCCACUCCCAUGUUCGUGAAAUGGAUGGGUCAAAAGUACCGGAAUUGUACGAUGGGUCGACUAUAACUGGAUCUUCUUAA